This is a messenger RNA of Cydia strobilella, 7399 nucleotides long. Its product is annotated as bicaudal D-related protein homolog. The transcript is spliced from 9 exons. The coding region runs from base 230 to 1915 and encodes 561 amino acids. The record is from RefSeq and is a predicted model, not a curated record. NCBI's taxonomy places the organism in Eukaryota, Metazoa, Arthropoda, Insecta, Lepidoptera, Tortricidae.
GUUGCCACGCAACGACGUGCCGCUCGUUCGUUCGUUCAUUCGUUCGUCAGUUGUUUCGUUCGCCGCGUUCGCGAGUGCAGUGCUACCAAUGGUACCAUGGCCUUAAAAAAGGAUUUCGACCUGCCUAGAAACAUUUUCAAAGUGAAACUACCCAAAUCUGUGAAAUUACAACAAGCAUUCGACAGGCUGUUCAAAAAGAAUAGCUACACCAAAAUAGUGCAAAGUUAGUAUGGCUGGUGACAGUGUUGAAAGCAAACCCCAUUUUAUAACUGAAGAGACUGAGUUUAUAGGCAAAGGAGACACAAUACCACACACUAAACAUAGAAGAAGUAGAUCUAGAAGCGCAAAUCGAUUGACACCUUCAGCUUUAAGUUUGUCCGACGAACAUUUUUAUCAAGAUCUCGAAGAUUACGUUAAAGAAAUGACCACAACGGAAAAUAUGGAGCCGGACGUGUGGACUCAACUGCAUCAGAAGGAAUCCGAUUUGCUGCUGGCAGCGGAGUUGGGAAAAGCCCUUUUGGAUAAAAACGAGGAAUUGAAAAAGGAACAGGAGAGGGUCACUGAGGAAUACUCCAAAAAACUUGAGGAAUUGGAGCAAGAGAAGCACCUGCUGCGACGUCGGCUCGACACGACACAGGGCGAAUAUGAGGCGCGCAUACUCGAAUUACAGAACGACAUUCGGGAGCUCACCACCAAGAUCGGCUCACGGGACACUUCUGUCAAACAGCGCGAUGAAGAAAAAGCCAGCCUCAUCGCGGAGCUCACGGCGCAGAACUCGCGGCUGACCGCACAGCUGAAAGAGUCUUCUGCAACGGAGGCGCAGCUGAUGGCACAGUUGGAGGGAUUGAAGGAUCAGUGUUCUAUGAGGAAGACAAGUCUGCAGGACCACGUACAUAGCUUAUCAUCCCUUAAAGCAGAGCUGGCUCUGGUGAGCGACAAGAAGGCCGACCUAGAGCGGAGAUUGACGGGGUCCCUGCAGGACAAGGAUCACCUCAUGCAGCAGUUGGAAGAAGCCAACGACAGGAUCGUAGCUCUUGAGAGGCAACUCAAAGAACAGGAACAUCUCUACCACAACACACUCAAAGAGCUCGAACGCCUCCAACGCUCGCACGAUACCUUAGCAGAGAGGAUCGGAACCCCAGACGCAACAGAUGUCACUGAAUCAGCCAGAUCCCUACAUGCUGAGAUGGAAACUGAACCAGAGGACGAUGAUGAUGGAUGGCUGAGGAAGGAGGCUGUGCAGGUUUAUAAGCAGUUGAGGUCGCUGUCGCUGCAGUUGAACACUGGGCAUGAUGAUGAUUCAGGCCUCCACUCCGACCUCUCCAUCUCAUCUCUGGACGGCGACGAAGCCUCCACCCUCCGCCGCGGCGCCCUACUCGCCGCCUGCGCCGACGCCGUGGCCGCGUACGCAACGUUAGAGGGAUCCAGAGUGCGCGACUCCAUCGCCGCGCAUGCGCGUAGAGCGUUAGAAAGAGAGAGGCAGAUUGAUGAAAAGAAUGAGUUGAUUGCGGAUCUAUCGUCUAAGUUAUCCGUGGCCGAAGUAGAGCUGCGCGCUGCGGCUGAAGAAAGAGACAAACUGCUCAACGACGCCAACUACAGUAGCCUCCAGAACGACGAGGCCGUCACUCAGGCCAGGCGGGAGAGGGAUGAAGCGAUAGAGAGGAAGAAGACAGCUGAGGUAUCGCUCGCCAAGACCCGAGUGGAGCUGAUGCAGGCCAACAGCCAGCUGUACGAGGCGGUGCGGCAGAAGGUGGACCUGGGCCAGCAGCUCGAACAGUGGCAGAUGGACAUGCAAGAGCUGAUCGAGGAGCAGAUGAAGCACAAGCUGACGUCGGAGAAGCGCCGCAAGCUGCCGGAGCCGCCGGCGCCGGCGCCGACGCGCGCGGCGCGACUCCUCGGAUUUUUUCAACGGUGAUCUGUUGCACGCUCUUGGGACCUCAAGCCAUACACAAAACCAUAUCAACUAUCACAUUGUUCAUCGUCAAACAAUACGACCCGUUCACUUUUAAUUUCAUCGCCGCUUUCGGCCUGACCUUUUACGACAGAAAUUUGAUUUUCAUUCUCGCCGCCAUCUUGAAAGAUGGCGCCGUUUUGGAAUUUUUAGGGUGCGUUCUGAUUUUAUUUUCCAAACCGUGUGAUGUGUACACCGUGGCAGUGAUAGUUAGUGUCUUAAUUAGGUUUUUAAUUGUAACUGUACACAUUAUUUUUAAAUUACCGAGUGUAGAGUGUAUUUGCACGUUAAUGCAAUUAUUUUAUUUAUAAACGACAUGCUGUAUUAUUUCUUAGCGAAUCGAAUGUGAGUUUUGGAAUGGUAGGUGGUUUUGGUACAACAGAUUCAGCUGAAUACGGACUGAGCCGAGAGAACUGACAUAUUUACGUCCGUAUAAAAAUAAUUUACUAGUACUAUAGUAUCAUUAAAAUAAUAUUUUCAAUUUCUAAUAUUUUAGAUCUUUAGUCACGUCCACUUAACUUCACAUAACUGCUUGUUUUUUAUAAUAAACCUUUAUAAAAGAGCGUUUGAUUUACCUUUCCAAGGUUGUCCAGUAAUGACAAUUUUAAGUAAGAAAAUCAUGUCGCUGAUGCAUUUAAAAAGUUGCACUUUUUAAUUAUAAUAAAAACAUUUAUUUAAUACCUUAAUUCGCCAUUCCUUAACUAACAUUCCCAUUAAAUUUAAUGUGUAUAUAACUGAAUUUAAAAUAUGUUUAACAAAUUGUAUUUAUGAAUAUUUUUCAGACGAUCUCUUUUAAGGACAGUACACUUUAAUAUACCUACUUAGUUAAAACAAAAUAAUGUUUAGUAGCGCCUCUAGUGGAAUAUGAAUGAACUAAAUAGACACAUUUAGUUUACUCUAGGUCCCAAUUUUAUACCACUGACAUGUAUUUCGUUAAAAGAAAAUGAUUUUCGUACACUAGUCCAGUAAAGUUGAUCGUCUCAAAAAUAUCUGUAGUAUUUUAUCUUUUUGAGAUUGUACGUACUAUUCCUACGUAUAGUUUUAACGUUUCACACAAAGUGAAAACAGGUGCACCCAUAGUGUAGUAAAAUGAUUAAAAUAAAAUAAUUAUGUGAAACGAGAGGGGCGGCGUUUUUAAAUGUAUUUUGUCAUAUUUUAUUAGAAAUGCACGACAUUCGAUUUUUUUUUAUUUCAGAUGAAAUUUCAAUACUUCAUCAAAUUACCAUAUAAGUAAUUACAUAAUUAAGGUGUCAAAUGGUAUGCUUUGAAACAAAAAAUGUUUAGUACAAUAUUUUUGCCGCCCCGAUCCACUAUUUUGAAAUAGCCAUAUUAUUAUUUACAGAAACAAUACAGAAUACGAAUUACAUGAUCUGCUGCAAUUUUAGAAUAAAAUAAAUUAAUCACUAGUUUAAAAUAAUAUGUAUUAAUUUUAAAAUUAGAUAAUUUCACGAGUAAUUUAAUAAUAUACACACAGUAUGUGAAAUUGUUUUGCAAUGCAGACGAGGAUGUACCUAAUUACAUAUAUUUGAACUGUGCCUUAAUUAAGUACCUGGCCUUUGGUGCCUUUUUUCUUCAUUAGUAAACAUUUUACCCGUACUUAAACAUUGAUUUUUUAAAAAAAAAAAAAAAACCAUUACUUAGGUAUUGUUUUAUUACCAAUGAUAAAUUGAUACAAAUGUUAACAUGCUUUACUGUCACUUAAUUUGUAGAAGAACAUUUUAUAUCUUCAUAUCCGUAUGUUAAACAUAAUUUUAUUGUAUUGCAAGAAGUUAGAAAUAUGAUGGCUAAACUAUAAGUACACCAACUAGGAUCCGUGGCAAAUUCUGUAGAUUAUAAUUUUUAUAAAUUUUUGUCUUGGUAUGGCCUCUUGCCUGUCAAAUAACCAAAUUUCCAGGGCUCGGAACCGGUAUUUUUUUAAAACCCCGAAAUAGCCCAAUAUUUUGAAUUAUUUUAUGCUCAUUACGUAGGACUGAAUCAUGUAUUUAGGAAACAAUUUUGCAUUAUUAAAACGUCCUAUUAAAAAUGAAAUUAUAAACAAAAGAACGUAAUAAUACCGGUAUUUUUGUAUGGAGCAAAUACCGGUUUCCGACCCCUGCAAAUUUCAUAGCCAAUUCUUAUACCACUACGUAUACUGAAUAUACAUUGAGUGUUUUGAUGGUUGGUGGCGCCACUGUCAAAUAAUAUUAUAGCAAUAAAUAAUACUUCACUAGCGCCACCUGUCGAAACUCCAGCAGAUACAAAACGUGUCUCAAUAGGUUAUAUAGGCGAUUAUUUUGAUCUCCAAUCUUGCCAUUAUUGGUAAGAGGAUUUUUUAAAUAAUUGUUUUUGAGACACAAUGUACCUAAGCAUUUUUUUAAAUAUGUAUAUAAAAAUAGGACCAUAAAACACAGGUUAAUUUAUUGCUAUAAUUAAAAUAUUUUUUUUUUAAAUACGCAGGAAAUUUUAAACCAAUCUUUGAAUUUUUUUAAGUAGGUUUUUUUUACAAAGAAUGAGAUAAAAAUCGUGAAUAUCAAAACUAGCUAAUACUUUUUGAGAUUAUAAAAACAACGGCACAGUCAAUUUUGAUUUUUUAUAGAUUAAGUACAUUUUAUUAUUUUUAAUUAAAAAGACAUUUCGCAAUAUAUUUUUUAUUAAUUUAUUGUUAAGACUGAAUUGAAAUGUAAAAAUAUGAAAUGUGCUAACAUUUGACUUUAUACGGAGUCUGUUGUUCAAUAUGAAAUUUAAUGGCCUUAAUAUCAUAAGUACAUAUAUCAAUGUUUACUUUAAGUGUAAGGCCUGAGUGGACGCUCGUGUUGAGCGUGCAGCGGGGCGGGGCGUGCGGCGUGCAUGUUAAACAAAUGCAAACGUAUAGGAGCGGCCUUAGUGCACGCUGCUCACAUCACUUGUGAGUCCGACGCCACGCUGCACGCCGCGCCGAACGCUCCGCUUCGAGCGUCCACUCAGGCCUUACACUUAGAGGUGUCAAACUAUACUACCCAGGGACCCUAGGUAUCUUAUAUGUACUUACUCAAGGAGGUGAUUUAGCAACAAAAGAGUACAAUCAUCAAAAGUAGCGUAUCAGGCUAUGGGUCAAAAGUAUCUCUGAUAGCUUAUCAAAGAGAGAUAUGUCUCUGUAUAUAUAACAAUUAAACUGUUGCCGAUACUUUUGAAUGCAAACUGUCGAGAUAUCUUUAUUAGAAAAGUAAUCGAGGGUGGCUUAUCUUAUCUUAUAAUUUCGGGAGCCCUUGCGGACACAUUUCGACCCAUAGGAAAUAAUCCGUCAACUACUCAAGAGCUUUUUCGGCACAUAGCCUGCUCCAAAUUCCUUCAUUCUUUGUCUGUCUUGAAUGUCUUGAUACUUUUGGCGCGUUGUUUCAUACGCUAGUAUUGAUUCUGACUGUACCACUUCUUGCAACAGGGACAUACUACCGGGCCCUGUAUACCUUGUAGGGCGCUUUUUGUAAUAUCCACUUUCACGUAACACUUCGAUAUAUUUUUUUUAUACGUCAGGGUGACGCUCAUAACUAUAAAAUAUUCUAGCCGUAAGAGUACCACUGACUGAAGUCGUAUAACUACUUAAUUAUCGCUACAGGCUUUUAUUACAAGUCUUACUUUUCUAAAAUAGCUGCAUUUAGUAUUAAUUAAGACAUCAACCGUGUUUGGUACCUUAUGUCUUGCAGGUUGUAAAUAGGAACAGUAGACUCCUAUAAGAUUUAAUAAUUAUGUACAUGUGUGCAAAACAACCGUGAAUGUUAACAAUAGUUUUUAUAUUUAAUUUCUUAAGCACAAACUUAAUUUCUUUGGCGAGUAUAACUUCAUAGUCAUUCCAUUUUAUCGAAUCAUUGUGAUUGUAUCGUUAUGAGUCAUUUCUGUGGGAUGACAAGGUAAAAUUGUGGCCCUAUGAUGCCUCCUUGUGGUACACCUUUAAAAAAUCAUAUGGUGCUGAUGUAAGCCUAUGAUACACGGGAUUUAGUCGAUAAAAGAAAAUGCAUUAACUACUCUCUCGCUCUAUUAUUCACUUCUCAGAAAGAGACCCACGAAUUCCAUGAUUUACUCGUAAGUACCUAGCGAUAACUGUUAUUACAACGUCUCGAAAGCCUUUAUGUGAUCCAAACGAUAUAAUUUUAAAAUAGUAUUAGUGUUCACAGAUCAUCUGAAUCAGUGCAAACGUACUUAAUGUCACUUCAUCGUAACUUAAGAUUUUAAUAAAUCAUGUACUUACUCAAGGAGGUGAUUUAGCAACAAAAGAGUACAAUCAUCAAAAGUAGCGUAUCAGGCUAUGGGUCAAAAGUAUCUCUGAUAGCUUAGCAAAGAGAGAUAUGUCUCUGUAUAUAUAACAAUUAAACUGUUGCCGAUACUUUUGAAUGCAUACUGUCGAGAUAUCUUUAUUAGAAAAGUAAUCGAGGGUGGCUUAUCUUAUCUUAUAAUUUCGGGAGCCCUUGCGGACACAUUUCGACCCAUAGGACCCAUCCGUCAACUACUCAAGAGCUUUUUCGGCACAUAGCCUGCUCCAAAUUCCUUCAUUCUUUGUCUGUCUUGAAUGUCUUGAUACCUUUGGCGCGUUGUUUCAUACGCUAGUAUUGAUUCUGACUGUACCACUUCUUGCAACAGGGACAUACUACCGGGCCCUGUAUACCUUGUAGGGCGCUUUUUGUAAUAUCCACUUUCACGUAACACUUCGAUAUAUUUUUUUUAUACGUCAGGGUGACGCUCAUAACUAUAAAAUAUUCUAGCCGUAAGAGUACCACUGACUGAAGUCGUAUAACUACUUAAUUAUCGCUACAGGCUUUUAUUACAAGUCUUACUUUUCUAAAAUAGCUGCAUUUAGUAUUAAUUAAGACAUCAACCGUGUUUGGUACCUUAUGUCUUGCAGGUUGUAAAUAGGAACAGUAGACUCCUAUAAGAUUUAAUAAUUAUGUACAUGUGUGCAAAACAACCGUGAAUGUUAACAAUAGUUUUUAUAUUUAAUUUCUUAAGCACAAACUUAAUUUCUUUGGCGAGUAUAACUUCAUAGUCAUUCCAUUUUAUCGAAUCAUUGUGAUUGUAUCGUUAUGAGUCAUUUCUGUGGGAUGACAAGGUAAAAUUGUGGCCCUAUGAUGCCUCCUUGUGGUACACCUUUAAAAAAUCAUAUGGUGCUGAUGUAAGCCUAUGAUACACGGGAUUUAGUCGAUAAAAGAAAAUGCAUUAACUACUCUCUCGCUCUAUUAUUCACUUCUCAGAAAGAGACCCACGAAUUCCAUGAUUUACUCGUAAGUACCUAGCGAUAACUGUUAUUACAACGUCUCGAAAGCCUUUAUGUGAUCCAAACGAUAUAAUUUUAAAAUAGUAUUAGUGUUCACAGAUCAUCUGAAUCAGUGCAAACGUACUUAAUGUCACUUCAUCGUAACUUAAGAUUUUAAUAAAUCAUGUACUUACAUAAUCUACCUUCAUUUGUUUGUGGAAUUUAAAUAAAGCAUGAAAUUUUACGUA